CCUGACCAACGAUGCCGGCUCGAGCGGAGAGGACAGCCACAACGAUGCGCCUUUGGCAUGCCUUGGCGUUGUUGGUGUGUUGAUAAACAUGAGGAUGGUGUGCUGUGCUGUGCUUUUGCCUUGUGUUGGUUGGCGCGCUUCACAUCCAGCAGCCAGCAGCCAGCAGCCGCCAGCCAUCAGCCAUACAUUUCCUUUGUCUUGUCUCUCACACACACGCACAACGGCGGUGACACAGCAACAGAGGUGACAACAAGCACAACUGUCGCACACACACACACACACACACGCACACACACACACACACACACACACAACGCAGCCAUGUUGAAGAUGCUGAAGCUGCGGAAGCGCCCGCAGCAGCACACUUCAACGGAUGGAAAGAAAGAACAGCACAAGGAAGCUGAUACCACGAAGCAGCAGCAGCAGCAGCAGCAGCACCAGCAGCAGCAGGUCGUGCGCGACACCAACCCUGAAGAACAACAACGGCGAGGUCGUCAGCGCGCGGCAUCGCUUGGCAGCCCAGCCCAGCGUGCACUGCCGAAAAUCCCAAGCGUGGAAGAGCAGCAGGAGAACCAGGCAUAUCACGUGGGCGUGUGUUCCCGCACGGAGGCCAACCAGAGACUCGCCGUCUGCCGCGAUGGCACGUUCCUCGUCCGACGCUCGCCCACCGACGGCGGUUACGUGUUCAGCGUCAUCUGGCGCGACAACCCGGGCAAGCUGGGGACGUUUACGCACGCCAAGAUCGUGCCGGCAACCAAGGACAAGGGCAUGUUCGCGCUGGCGGACGUGGACGCGUUUGUGACCAUGGACGAGCUGGUUCGCUUCUACCAGCGGUCACCCGUCAUCUUUGCCAUGCGUUUCUGGCCCGACGCGGAAGGGGUCAGCCUGCCAGACUUCUUCGCCUACGACAAGUUCAACCCGCACAUCAACAGCAAGCACGAGCACGUGCGCAGUCGUGCAGCUUCCCACAUGAGCGCCCAGGACAGCAGCGGUGGCGCCAGCGACACCGCCAACAACGACAGCAGCGACACCAGUGGCAGUGCCAACAACGUCACUGGCAGUGCCAAUAGCAACAGCAACACCUUUGCUGAUGAUACUAAGAGCACGAGCAACAACACCGCCACCGUCGCCACCGUCGCCAUCAGCAGCAGUGCCGCUGAUGAGCGAAAGUACAUGACUGCAUCGCCUGCUCGUCUGGAUGCCAUGUUCCCAUCACCGUCAUCAUCAUCAUCACCAUCAUCGUCACCAGCAGCGGCACUGCACGCGCCCAGGCCACGCCGGGUGCGCCACCAGACGCAAGAGGACGCAGAGGCAGCACGGCGCAUGUCGGAAGGGCAUGUCGGCAGACGUGGGCACCACCAUCAUCACAACCGUCAUCAUCGUGGUGUCGAUGGCGACGGUGAACGCAGGCGCGGCAGUAGCCCCGCGAGUGCCGGUGUGUCAUCAUCACCAGCCACUGCUGCUGCUGCUGCCGUUGCCUGCAAGCAUGGCGACAAGAAGCGUGCGGAGAAGAAGGAGAAGAAGGAGAAGAAGAAAAAGAAGAAGGGAAGGAAGAGCAAGGAGGAAGGGGAGGAGCAAGAUUCACACAACCUCAAGCUCCACCUGCCGGAUCUUGAACUGUUGAAAGCGAACUUGCCCAAGUCUGACAGUUUUGUGGAGAGCGGCAGCCAUCCCUCGUGGGCGAGCAAUGCUCGCAGGAUGGAGUUCCGGCCCGUGAUUCCUCCAAGGUCCCGGAGCAACACCCCGCAGUCCAACCUCCCCCACGUGCCGCUACGAUCACAUGCACCGUCACCAGCACCACCAAGUGCCACCCCACCCUCCAACGCGAACACCACCGCCACCAAUACCGACAACAACACCACCACCUCUGUGUUGGAGCGAGACGACAGCAGCGAUCCGUACGAGGAAGCGCAACCGGCCGAUGAAUUGUUACCACCGACACCAUCAUCAUCAUCAUCAUCACCAUCAUCAUCAGCCAUGGCCAACGGUGGUGGUGCUGGCGAGAACCUACAGCGGCCAACACCCACACGAUCAGCAGCCGUGUACGAGACACCGGUGUGCAAGAGCCCCAUCCCGUCAUCCCUGGGUGCACCACCACCACCACCGCCGCCACUGCGGAACUCACGCUCACCGCAGCCACCAACUCUACCGUCUGCAACAACAGCAUCAACAACAGCACCGGCAUCGCCUCUUCAGCGAUCACACCAGCCAUCACCACAACAGCAGCAGCAGCAACAGCAGCAACAGCAGCAGCAGCAGCAGAACUCGUCACCGUUUUCGCGUGAUAGCAUCGUCAUCACACCCUCUGCGCUCCGCCAGAACAGGCGGCCCACUGACCAAUACAGGCCCGUUGAGGCGUCGCGGCCCCUGUACGAAUCGGCCUAUCAGUGCGUUCUCACUGUCAAGGACGGCAAGUCCUCCCCGCUGUCCUCCAUGGAGUCCUCCAGCGGACACACGCAGCUUUGAACGUGCCAUUUGUGUGCCUGCAAGCAACGCGUGCUGCGACGCAUGUAUGCCUGCAUGUGUACGUGUGCUGCUGUUGGAAUGUUUGCAAGCAUGCCAGCAAGCACACGCGCGACUUUCAUUUUCUGUUUGUCCUGAAACGAAGCGGGUCAAGUGGCAUCCGUAUCUUUAUGUACACGAAUAAACCACAAGUACGGGA
Salpingoeca rosetta is the source of this 2662-nucleotide messenger RNA. RefSeq lists its product as uncharacterized. The record is from RefSeq and is a predicted model, not a curated record. The coding region runs from base 58 to 2466 and encodes 802 amino acids. Lineage: Eukaryota; Choanoflagellata; Craspedida; Salpingoecidae. The transcript has 5 exons.